Messenger RNA from Salvia splendens (bonfire salvia), 1974 nucleotides. Its product is annotated as probable WRKY transcription factor 4. NCBI's taxonomy places the organism in Eukaryota, Viridiplantae, Streptophyta, Magnoliopsida, Lamiales, Lamiaceae. Bases 169 to 1593 code for a protein of 474 amino acids. Gene Ontology annotation, molecular function: DNA-binding transcription factor activity; sequence-specific DNA binding. The transcript is spliced from 4 exons. Gene Ontology annotation, biological process: regulation of DNA-templated transcription. The record is from RefSeq and is a predicted model, not a curated record.
ACUUGCAUCAUCCCAACUAAUUACAGUAAUCAAAUCAAGUAGCGAAAACUCCACUAUCUUUCAGCGCAAUAAUCCUCGCCUUGUUCUUCAUCUUCAAUUAAAUUUUGUAAUCUUAUCUUGUUGUAAAUUAAAUUGUGCCCAGUAGCAAAAUUCCAUAUCAAUCAAGCAAUGGGUCAAACUGUGGGAGACGCGCCGCCGAGUUCGCGAGCCAAGCCAACGAUACAGGUGCCGCCGCGUGGCUCGGCGGGGUUCCUGUACGCGAACGGGUCGGGCCCUGGGUUCAGCCCGGGCCCGAUGACUUUGGUGUCUAGCUUCUUCCCGGAGCAGAGCCCUUUCUCCUUCUCUCAGCUCUUGGCCAUGGCGUCGCCGCUGGCUGAUUCCCACGCCAGGGUUUCUGAUUCUGGGAAUAAUACUGAAGGGAGAAAGAGUAUGAGUAUCACUCCCGUGUUCAUGGUGCCGCCGGGGCUUAGUCCGUCCGGAUUGAUGUCGCCGCUUCAGAGCCCCUUUGGAAUGUCCCACCAGCAAGCCCUAGCGCACGUUACUGCUCAGGCGGCAUUGUCUCACUCUAUCAUGCACAUACAAGAAGAUUUUCAGCAUUCUUCAUCCGCAGAAGCCAUAGCUAACCAUUCUUCCUCUGCAAAGACGGAAGCUCUCAUGCAGCCGACAAAACCUUCGCCUCCUGAUCCUGAGAACAUGAACAAAGAGUCAGCCGAAGCUUCCCAAUCUGGUAAAACUGCUGCUACUGAUAAACCGGCAAACGAUGGUUACAACUGGAGAAAAUACGGGCAGAAGAAUGUCAAGGCAAGUGAAUGCCCUAGAAGCUACUACAAAUGUACACAUCCGAAUUGUCCUGUCAGGAAGAAGGUCGAGCGAACUUUAGAUGGCCAUAUAUCUGAGAUUACGUAUAAAGGGCAGCACAACCAUGAUCCUCCUAAACCCACUAAAGGGGGAAAAGAUAGUUUGGCUUUGGAUACAUCAACAAAUGCCCAGGUGAAUUCUGUUCUCGCUUCUCAGAAACAGACCGAAACUGCAAGGUUAAGUGAGUCCCAAAAUCCCCCCACAACUUCUCAGCAGUCAUUUGAUCCUUACACAGUCGCUACUCAUAAAGACGGCACAAAAGACACUGCAAUAGUGGUAGAUGAAGGUGAUGUUGAUGUACCAACUGCCAAAAGAAGAAGCCUGGAUAAUAGUCAAUCUGUACCAGCUUCGUCGCAUCAAGCAGCUCCAGACUCGAAGAUUGUGUUGCAGACGAGAAGUGAAGUUGAUCUUUUGGAUGAUGGUUACAAAUGGAGAAAAUAUGGGCAGAAAGUGGUCAAGGGAAAUCCUCAUCCAAGGAGUUACUACAGAUGUACAUAUGCAGGGUGUAAUGUACGUAAACAUGUAGAGAGGGCUUCAGCAGAUCCGAAAUCAGUCAUUACCACGUACGAGGGCAAGCAUAACCAUGACAUCCCGAUAGGGAAGCAUGGAGCAGCGAGUCAGCAUGUGAAAACACAAAAGGUUACAGCAUCAAAUGACCUUUCAGAAAUUGGCUAUGGAAACAAAGACCAAAUACCAACAACUUUACAGCUCAAAGAAGAACAUAUUGCAACGUGAUGUGCCCUCACAAAAAAAACACGGCCUUCUGUAGCUUUUGCAUCUUCAACCUGUUUACUCAGACGAGGGAAGAAGAGUCGCAAUGCAGCACGGCAGAAUCUCCCCCUAUACUGUAAGAUUAAAUAAAGAUCUAUAGUUGUACUUGGCUUUUAUUUUUGUACCUGCGAUUGAUAUUAAACAAGAAUGUGAUAAAUGUUAAUAAUAUUGAAUUCUGGGGGUGUUGUUAUAGGGGAGCAUAUACUCGGUGUGUAUAAUGUAUUUAGAUGCAGUCAACUUAGUGUGUUUAAUUAUAACAUUUGCUUAGAUAUAGGAUUAUAUUUAUUUAUGGACCUUUGUUACAUCAAAGAUUGAGAUUGAUAUUGAUCUUCUUUAUGAUAAAAA